UGAAGAAAGGAAGGAAGGUGGUGGUGUGGGGGGUGGGGGGUGUUAUUGUUCAUUUUCUAUGCGUGACGCCAGAUUAUUAACGAACAAAUAGAAUGCAUCAGAUCCACUUGAGAUCCACUUUGCAUGCUUUUAAUUAGGUCAAACGUUCUCCACGAGGUGUUGAACUUCACCUCCACGUCGGAGAGGCUGACCCUCCCCUGUGAUUACGCACCACCUGUGGCAGAGUCAGCCAUCAUUUGACCCCUGCAGGUUUUUUGUGUGUGUUGGUUGAAGGGGGAGGAGGGGGGAGCGCAGUGCAAGACUCAGAUGAAAACGCGCGGCGUAUAGCUGCCCAGUUAAUCAUCUGCCCACGCCAGGAUGCACGGCUCCGCUCUGCAAAAGCAGAGAAAUGUUUCCGCCUGCUUGUCAUUGCUGCUCUCCUGACUGCUGGAUGCAGACGCCGACGCGCCGCCUCCGCUAAUUGUUGCUCAAGUUUUUUGCGUUCUUGGCUUCUUAAUUGCGGCACUCGGAGUGCGACGGAUAUUUUUUGUGUGUUUAUUUUUGGGAAAGCUGCUCCAGAGGAGUUUAUAUUAUUAUUAUUAUUUUGAUCUUUUUUUUACAUUUUUGUAUGUGUUUGAGCGCGUGCAGCAUGCGAGCAGAGGGGCCGGAGGUCGGUGGAGCCCGGGACUGAUCCCUCGACACACGGUGCGCGCGCGCGUCCUUUUCUCCCGGAGACAUCCGCGCUUCUCCCUCCCCCCCCUCUCUCUCUCCUUGCGAUGUCCACGCGAAAGGCGUCGUUGACGGACAAACCGGCGAAAAACGGCACGUCAAAAUAUGUGUUGGAGAGAUGCGCCUCUAUUAACGAGUAUUACGAUAUUGCCUUCAAGGUGAUGCUGCUCGGCGAUUCGGCGGUGGGGAAGACGUGCGUCUUGGUGCGCUUUAAAGAUGGGGCGUUUCUGGGAGGCAACUUUAUAGCCACCGUUGGAAUAGACUUUAGGAAUAAAGUGGUGGAUGUCGACAACCUGAAAGUCAAGCUUCAGAUCUGGGAUACGGCCGGUCAAGAGCGAUUCCGCAGCGUGACGCACGCCUACUACAGAGAUGCCCAAGCAUUGCUGCUCCUUUAUGAUAUCACCAACAAGCCAUCUUUCGACAACAUCAGGGCUUGGCUCACGGAGAUACACGAGUAUGCCCAGAAGGAUGUGGUCAUCAUGUUGCUCGGCAACAAGUCAGACAUGGCUGCAGAGAGGGUAGUGAAGACAGAGGAAGGAGAGAAGCUGGCUAAGGAACAUGGAAUACCAUUCAUGGAGACCAGUGCAAAGACGGGAGUCAACAUUGAGCUGGCUUUUCACGCCAUAGCCAAGGAGCUGAAGCACCGAGCGACACAGCAGCCCAACGAUCCCAAGUUCAAGAUCCACGAAUACAUCGACUCUCAGAAGCACAAGUCCGGCUGCUGCGGCUCGGCGUAGCUGACGCCAAAACGCCAGGCAGAGGAGGGGAGGGAGGAAGUGUGGGAUGGAGGAGGUGGUUUAAAAAGGCUGAAUCCAAAAAAGGAAAAAAUAGGCAGAAAUCCUCAGCUUCUUCUUGUUUGGCCAAACGAAAGUGAACCUGGACGAGCUGCCAUCCCGUUACUGAAAUGUGAAGUUAUAAAUCGUGUGUGUCAUGUGCAGACAUGUUUGUGGUCUUUGUGGUGACAGUGGUUUCAAAAUAAAAGCCAGGAGUUAAAAAUAUGAAACGUUCAAUAUCCACGUGCAGAGACAGAACUGCUCUCUCUCUCUGGUGGAUAUAGCUUUGUUUGCCAUGCAGCCCUGAGCUCGCCUAAUCCUCGUUUUAUCAGGCUGUGAACUGAAUCCCUCUUGGCCUUACAGUGCUCAUCUUUUAAUCUUUGAGAGUUUGUUUAAAUAGUGGACUUGAGCCUCUCUGAGAGAAUUUAGGUAAACGAUCCCAUCUGUUCACAUCUGUAAUGCUGUUAGUUAGAAUAAAGCCAAUAUUUUAGGGUGCCCACUGUGUGUGUCUUCAAUUCAGGGCCCCUAAAGUUACACCACCUCUGCUGCUGGCAGAUUUUCCUCCUGUCACGUCUUUGAGUUUCUCCAUCAAACGUGCACAGCACUCUGAACCAUGGCGUCAGCUGUAUUUGUUCACGCAUUGUGUAACUCGUUUCUUUGUAACACUGUUCAUUCUGAAUGUUUGCUUGUCAAACUUGCUCAAUGUCACAUUUGUCCCUCUUUCGAGGCAUCACGGUGAAAACACAAAGUGCCAUAAAAAGUGCUUUGUUAUCAUGAAUAUAAAAUAUAUUUUGUAAUGUACGUGGUUCUUGAAGUCGUCGUCUUU
Messenger RNA from Oryzias melastigma (Indian medaka), 2307 nucleotides. RefSeq names its product ras-related protein Rab-37. Lineage: Eukaryota; Metazoa; Chordata; Actinopteri; Beloniformes; Adrianichthyidae. The record is from RefSeq and is a predicted model, not a curated record. Gene Ontology annotation, molecular function: GTP binding; GTPase activity. The coding region runs from base 756 to 1445 and encodes 229 amino acids. Gene Ontology annotation, cellular component: endosome; Golgi apparatus. The transcript has 9 exons.